AUGGUGGCAGCAAUGGAUGUGGAAUUCAAUUACCAGGCAGCCGAUGGUCUCACGGUGAUCGAAGCUGCACAUUUUUUCGAAGGGACGGAGAAGCUGCUGGAGGUUUGGUUCUCCCGGCAGCAACCUGAGGCAAACCAAGGAUCUGGGGAUCUUCACACUAUCCCGGGGUACUCAUAUACUCUGGAUUUCCCAGAGAGUCAAGUUAUCAGUCAGCCAGAUCAAACCCUGGAAAUUCUGAUGAGUGAGCUUGACCCAGCAGUUAUGGACCAGUUCUACAUGAAAGAUGGUGUUACUGCAAAGGAUGUCACUCGUGAGAGUAGAAUUCGUGACCUGAUACCAGGUUCUGUCAUUGAGGCCACAUUGUUCAAUCCUUGUGGGUAUUCAAUGAAUGGAAUGAAAUCGGAUGGAACUUAUUGGACUAUUCACGUCACUCCAGAACCAGAAUUUUCUUAUGUUAGCUUUGAAACAAACUUAAGUCAGACCUCCUAUGAUGACCUGAUCAGGAAAGUUGUGGAAGUCUUCAAGCCAGGAAAAUUUGUGACCACCUUGUUUGUUAAUCAGAGUUCUAAGUGUCGCACAGUGCUUUCUUCACCCCAGAAGACUGAAGGCUUUAAACGUCUUGAUUGUCAGAAUGCUAUGUUCAAUGAUUACAAUUUUGUUUUUACCAGUUUUGCUAAGCAGCAGCAACAGCAGAGUUGA
Messenger RNA from Nycticebus coucang (slow loris), 699 nucleotides. RefSeq names its product S-adenosylmethionine decarboxylase proenzyme-like. Gene Ontology annotation, molecular function: adenosylmethionine decarboxylase activity; putrescine binding. Gene Ontology annotation, cellular component: cytosol. Gene Ontology annotation, biological process: spermine biosynthetic process; spermidine biosynthetic process. Bases 1 to 699 code for a protein of 232 amino acids. The record is from RefSeq and is a predicted model, not a curated record. NCBI's taxonomy places the organism in Eukaryota, Metazoa, Chordata, Mammalia, Primates, Lorisidae. The transcript has 3 exons.